AUUACGUUCUAAGUUGUGGCCUUACAAGUUUUAUAGAUCUUGACCUGAAACAGAUUUUGGAAACGAAAAGUUUGACCGUACCGAAAUAUAUAAAACAGAAUAAACAUCAGCGUUUUUAUGUUGGAAUUUUAUUUACGUUGAUGUUGGAGAGCUGAAAAACUUAGUAAAAUUACCUGGACAAGUUGAGAGUUUUAGUAUAGCAAGCAUGAAGUUGGUCUUCUUUUUGUUGUGUUUACCAAUGGCUCUAUCAGCUCAAGAUUGCACGGCGUCGCUUAGCAUUGUAAAUAAGCCUUUAAAUGUAUCAUCCGCGCAGGAGUGUUUUGAAAGCUGUGCUUCCGACCCUAAAUGUACUGCAUAUAGAUUUGCUGAUACAUGCAUAAAUGCAGUCUCCAACGACGUGCCUGCUGAUACUGACACUGAGAAUAUUACUGGUACUGUUACAGUAUUCGUGCAUUGCAGGAGUACACAGCAGUGUAAAGCAAAAGCAAGUGCUAUUGAAGAAAUAUCAUCAGUUAACAACACUGAAUGUUUCCGCAACUGCUCCUCUAAUCCAAGAUGCUAUGGUUACAGAUAUUCAAUAGGAAACUGCAUAUAUGCUUUAGCGAGCGGAGACGACAUCGACAUUUCUACCUCCACCUCGACAGCUAUUGUGUGCUGUUCUUGUGAUGAUCCGAUAUCGACGACCGCAGCAUUUACCACCACCACGCUAACAACCAGUCCUAUAACGACCACCAUUACAAAGAUAACCACUACAGCUAGCACAACCAGCACCACCAGCACACGAGCACCAGCCACCACGCAAGCAGAUACAACCACGAACGAACCAGCAACCACAACAAGAUUAGUAACAACCGUGAACAACCAGCAGACUACGAAUUCUGCAACCAGAAAUAACCCAGAACCCACACCAACCACACGAGCCCCAGCCCAGCGCUACUACGACUGCCACAGCUGUACCAGCGGCUGCAGCAGCAAGAAACAGAACUACCUGUGUCCUGCCAAUGGGAAAAUAAAGACUGGGACCAACACACGUUUUGUCAGGUGUAAGGGACCUUGCAUGUCUACUGUCAACAAAACACCUUUUGGUGGCGAUGUGGUCCGUGGAUGUUCAGACGGCAAGUUCCCAGGUCUUCGUAUCCCAGCCAAUGGCUGCCUGACUCACAAGAAGGAAGUCACGUGUUUUUGUACUGGUGACCGCUGUAACACCAGAAACAUGGUGCAGGAGCAGAGAAGGAUGGGAUAUGGAUGGUGGAUGUGGCGUGGACAGCAUUACAAAAAAUGAGAAGAUAAUGCUAGUAGACCGACACAUAAAUAACAUAAAAUGGGUUGAAAAUUCUUUUGAUUAUUUUCUAAUAUAACCUGAUUGUUUUUUUUGUUUUG
Physella acuta is the source of this 1380-nucleotide messenger RNA. RefSeq lists its product as uncharacterized. Lineage: Eukaryota; Metazoa; Mollusca; Gastropoda; Physidae. The record is from RefSeq and is a predicted model, not a curated record.